GAAGGUGCGUCACGCAAUGAGGAGGUGCGUGGCCCUUUGUCCUCCUGGACCCAACGUCCUGCUGCUGGUGGCCAGGUCGUCCGAUUUUAAAUGAAGCGGACGCGCGGAGGUUCAAGCUCAUUCUAAACUCUUUUGGCCAGGAUGCCUUUAGAUACUCGAUGGUUAUCCAGGCGAAAGACGGAGAGGUGCACAACCCCUCGGUGGAAGAGGUCCUCCGAGACUGCGGACGAAGGCAGCACAGCGUUGACUUUGACAUGAAGGGUCUCGCCGGUCAAGAUUAUGAAGAACUGAUUAAAAAGAUUGAGAAAGUGGUGAGUGACAACAACGGAAGACAUCUGAACUGCUCCGAAGAGGCUGGUCCCACAACAGUACCCGUGACGUCCAAGUCUCCUCUGAACCUGGUGCUGUGUGGGAGAUUCAGAGUUGGGAAGACCUCGGCGGCUGAAGCCCUUCUGGGGCACAGGAAGUUCAGUUCUGCUGAGUCGUCAGAGAGUGUUAAACAUCAGGGAGAGGUGUGUGGACGUCGGGUCUCUGUGGUGGAGCUGCCUGCCUUGUAUGGAAAACCUCAGGAGGCCGCGAUGAAGGAAUCACUGAGGUGUGUCUCCCUCUGUGGUCCUGAGGGCGUCCACGUCUUCAUCCAUGUCCUACCGAUGGCAUAUCCCACAGAUGAAGACAAGAAAGAGUUAGAAACCAUCCGGGACACAUUCACGUCUAGAGUGAAUGACUUCACCAUGAUUCUGUUCACCGUCGGGUCCGAUCCUAAAGCUUCAGCAGAUGUCAGAUGUCUGAAGGACAAUGUAGACAUCCAGGACCUCUGCCGGAUGUGUGAAGAUCGGUACUUCGUCUGGGACCUCAUGGACCCGCAGCAGCUCCUUCAGGUCUUGCGUAUGGUGGAGAAGAUGACAGCUGGCACAUCCAGAUGUUUCACAAAGGACAUGAUGGCCAGGCCCCAGGUGGGUAGCGUCACAGAGCCAAAUCUGGCGCUGAAGGUGGCGUUUUUUGAACACCGCGACAGGGAGUGUCUCAGGAUGGUGCUGAUCGGGAAGACGGGUUCCGGAAAGAGCGCCAGCGCCAACACCAUUUUGGGAAGAGCCUGUUUUAGAUCUAAAGCCAGCUCGAAGUCAGUGACGAAGUUCUGCCACAAAGAGACGGGGGAGAUCGACGGGCGGCCCGUCAUAGUGGUCGACACCCCCGGCUUGUACGACACGACUCUGACCAACGAAGAAGUCAAACGGGAGUUGCUGAAGUGCGUCAGCAUGUUGGCUCCUGGGCCGCACGUCUUCCUGCUGGUGCUGCAGAUCGGACGCCUAACGCAGGAGGAGAAAGACACCGUGAAACUCAUCAAGGAGUUCUUCGGCAAGAAUUCUGAGGACUACAUCAUCGUCAUAUUCACCAGAGGGGACGACCUUCGAGGGAAAUCGUUUGAGAGCUACAUGCGGGAAGACGCAGACGGCUACGUGGGAAAACUCAUAGCCAACUGCGGGGGCAGGUUCCAGGUGUUCAACAACAAGCAUCACAACGUCGCUCCAACCAGAGAGCUGCUGAGCAAGGUGGACCCCAUGGUGGAGAAGAAUGGUGGCGGCUACUACACCUCUGAGAUGUUCCAAGAAGCAGAGGCAGCGAUACAGAAAGAAAUGAAGGUAAUCCUGAGAAGAAAGGAAGGGGACCUGCAGAGAGAGAUGAUGGACUUUGAGAAUAAACACAGACAAGAAAUCGGGGCCAAGCAGAAAGAAUUGGAGGAACAGAUAAUAAAGGCUAAAAAAGAGACAGACUUGAAAACUGAACUUGUCAAGAAAAAGGAGGAAAACCUCAAGAAGGAACAAGAGAAGGUGGACAGGGAGGAAGAGGAGAGACAAGCCGACGAGAGGAAGACAAAGAUGCAGGAGGAAAUUCAACAAAUGCAGUGGAGACAAAGUCUCAGAGGGGCUAAUAAAACGCCGACGGAGGAGACGGAGAUGAGGCAAGGCCAUGAGAUCUGGGAGAAGCAACGGAUGGAAAAGUGGGAGAGGCGAAACCGAGAAGACCAACAGAAACGACUGGAGGAGAAGAAGCAGCUGGAAAAACUCAAAGAAGAAUACAUAAAAGAAAAAAACGAGUAUGAGAAGAAAAAAGAGGGAGAUCUCAUCAGAAGGCAAAAAGAAGAGGAAGAGUUAGAUAAAUUACAGAAAACCCUGAUGAAAGAUCUGCUAACGAUUGAGAGGAAACACAAAGAAGAGGCCAGAAGGUCCGCCGAAGAAUUCAACGAGUUCAGGCGGAGCUACGCCGACAACUUUGAGGCACUGACGGAGAAAUACGACAAGGACAUCGAGCACCUGAAGGAGAGGACCAAGAAGCACAACGAGCUGCUGAUACAGCAGCUGUGCAAACACAAGGCCUACGAGAAGGACUACGAGCGGCUGGUCAGAGAACAAGAAGAAGAGACCAGCAAGCGGACGAUGACGCUCGACCCGUCGGACGAGGAAAUCGGAGAUCUGAAGACGAGGCACGAGGAGGAGAAACAGGAGUGGAUACGAGUGACCGUGCAGAAGUCCAGGAAGAAGGACUGUCCCAUUUUGUGAGCACAGCGGAACGACGAGAUGUGCGUUCACAUUUAGCCGUUAGAGCGAAGAGCCUUCUGAGAUCAGCUGACAUCAGCCACAGCUCAGCUUUA
Molecule: messenger RNA, 2650 nt
Organism: Pungitius pungitius (ninespine stickleback)
Lineage: Eukaryota; Metazoa; Chordata; Actinopteri; Perciformes; Gasterosteidae
Product: GTPase IMAP family member 8-like
Exons: 1
Coding region: 159-2558 (799 amino acids)
Molecular function (GO): GTP binding
Source: RefSeq, a predicted model, not a curated record